Messenger RNA from Zymoseptoria tritici IPO323, 2219 nucleotides. RefSeq lists its product as uncharacterized. The record is from RefSeq and is a predicted model, not a curated record. The transcript is spliced from 4 exons. Lineage: Eukaryota; Fungi; Ascomycota; Dothideomycetes; Mycosphaerellales; Mycosphaerellaceae. The coding region runs from base 24 to 2219 and encodes 731 amino acids.
AUACCAUAUAUUUUAUUACCAUAAUGUCUCAAGACUCGCUGGCUCGAGUCCCAAGCCCAACCCGAAUCAAGGCCGAGCACCACAUUGCCCUCGUCGAUCGCGCCGUUCCGUCGAGACAGAUAUCAUACACAAAUGGAUCCGUGAAUGCUGAACGCGAUGACAGUGACGACCCAACUCCUCCGACUCCCGGCGAGGCCGGCCUGUACAAGCGAUUGACCAAUAAUUCGACAUCCGUCCGACAAUCUGUUCGUCAGGAGUACAACAAGCAAAAGUACGCCAAGUAUGGACAAGGGCGAUAUCAUGUGGAGGAUGGAGCAGCAACGACAGACGGACGCACUCCGGAUGCUUCCAUGCCCGGUCAGGAAGCCUCUCCAGCACAGCGAGGAUACCUCGACAGAGCUCAGAGUAAAGCCAAGGGCUUGAUAGCACGCAAGAAGACGUUGGGCAAGGGAGACCUCAACGACACCAUCAUCGACGUUCUGUACGAGAACCAGCGGGGCAUGUUCUUCUUUGGCAUACCGAAAUACUCGAGCAACUCGUUACUCCCGGCCGAUCCCAAACCAUGGCAGAACGCACAAUUCCGAACCAGCGCCGUUGACAUUCGCAAUGCGCAGGUACCAGACCCUAGCUGGGAGUGGGCGUGGAAGAGCUGGUAUGUCGACAUGAGCCGGGAUGUGGAUGAAGAAGGGUGGGAGUACAGCUUUGCGUUUGUGGGCAAAGGAGCCACUACUUUUGCAUGGCACGGCAAUCAUCCCUGGUUCCACAGCUUCGUGCGAAGGAGAAGGUGGCUACGGAUGAGAAAGAGAAAGGACACAACACAUCGAACGACGGAAAGGUCGCAUGAGUUAACCGCGGACUACUUCACCAUUCAUCCCAAAACAUUGCGUCCGAAGUCGUUGAUGCUCGGGCAGAACGGAUCAAGCAUUCUGGUCCCGGUGCUUACCAAAGUUCAAGAUCAAGCACUUGACAUCGAGAAGAUGGAGAUCACUACGAUUGGAGACCUUUUCCUUGCAAUGAAGCGGUCGAGCGUGGAUAGAGAGAAGAUUUUGGCCGUGAGAAAGUUUACAGACGAAGGCGGCGACGAGCUGUAUUACCUCAGCGAACGGAUGGAGGAGAUCAUGGGAAUGUUGAUUUUCCAGUCUUCUCGGCGGCAACUACUGGGAGACUUGACCUCGCGACACGAACAAGUCCAUCAAGAGCAGAAAGAUCUGACGGCGCAUAACCACGAUGACGACGAGGCGAAGCAACAGGCUCAUGAACGGGCAUCGAGGCAUGCGGACAACUUGCUCAAGGCUGUGCAUGCAGCUGACGAGCAGGUCAAAAGGCUGGAAUACUGGUCGGACAUCAAGGAUAUCUCCGAUAAGCCUGAUGCAAGCAAUGAAAAAGACGGUCACCAUCAGCCGAGCUUCAAAAACAAGCAAAGCGCUUCUGAGGGCGCGCCGAAGCUUCACAAGAAGCCAGAGUCUUCGACUGGCGGCGUGCAGAAUGGUGACGAAACAACGUAUGAGACCGCACGUGAGGGUGCUUCCAAGCCAUCCAGCAAAAAGAGCAGCGUGUUCUACGAUUCAGAAUCCAAGACGAGCAAGAAGUCGAAAGGACGAGCAAGCACCUUUGGCGAUGAUCUGGAGCUCGAGCGCUAUACUACAGCACCCGAAACACCAGAAGAAGCCGAAGGCAAGCGGCAAAAGGGAAAAGGCCGAGCCAUGUCCUCUGGCUUGGACGGCGUUGAGGAGGAGCCAGAAGACGGACACGAAUACCAGGUCAGCCCGUCAAAGAGCACCCGCUUGGCAGGACGUAGUGUGCAGAUCGUGGAACCAGUCCCGGACUCGGCAGAUAGUGAUGAACACUACGAUGACGACAAGCACCACUUUGGCGACGACAGCGAUGUAGAGCGCUCGAAUGGUGCUGAUAUUGAUCGGAAUGAGACGAAGACGCCGGAUUCGGUGAGGCAAUUCAUGACGCAGAUGCGCAAGCCGAAGAACUGGAUCGACCAGGCUUUUGGCUGGCGGAAGCUCGGUCUCCUCGUUGGCUUUGUCGUGGGCGUCGAAGCUGCCUCCUUCUCAGUUGCGCUCCUUCCUUCCGUCCUCGCCUGCGGCUUCGCGACGUUCGGCAGGUUGCCUGUUUAUGAAGCGGAAGCUUGCAGCAGCGAAGGAUUGGCCAAUCUGCCCGGUCCGUUCGGUCUCGAAGUACAGAACCUACGCCUGACAGUGGCCAGAUGA